This is a messenger RNA of Cinclus cinclus, 1188 nucleotides long. RefSeq names its product ceramide synthase 6 (gene CERS6). The record is from RefSeq and is a predicted model, not a curated record. Gene Ontology annotation, cellular component: membrane. Gene Ontology annotation, biological process: ceramide biosynthetic process. Gene Ontology annotation, molecular function: DNA binding; sphingosine N-acyltransferase activity. NCBI's taxonomy places the organism in Eukaryota, Metazoa, Chordata, Aves, Passeriformes, Cinclidae. The transcript has 11 exons. Bases 1 to 1188 code for a protein of 395 amino acids.
AUGGCAGGGAUCCUCGCCUGGUUCUGGAACGAGCGGUUCUGGCUGCCGCACAACGUCACCUGGGCGGACCUGCAGAGCACGGAGGAAGCCGCCUUCCCACAGGCGGAGGACCUCUACCUCGCCUUCCCCCUGGCCUUCUGCAUCUUCAUGAUCCGGCUGCUCUUCGAAAGGUUCAUUGCUAAACCAUGUGCCUUAGGCCUUAAAGUUCAAGCCAAUGGACCACAGAAAGCUCAACCUAAUGCUAUCCUGGAAAAGGUUUUCACAGCUAUUACAAAGCAUCCAGAUGAGAAGAGGCUGGAAGGCCUCUCCAAGCAGCUGGACUGGGAUGUGCGCAGCAUUCAACGUUGGUUUCGACAAAGACGCAACCAGGAAAAACCCAGCACCCUUAGGAAGUUCUGUGAGAGCAUGUGGAGAUUUACAUUUUACCUUUAUAUAUUUACCUAUGGAGUACGGUUCCUGAAAAAGACACCCUGGCUCUGGAAUACCAGGCAGUGCUGGAGUGGGUAUCCAUAUCAGCCACUGAUGCCUGACCUUCAUUACUACUACAUAGUUGAACUGUCAUUCUACUGGUCCUUAAUGUUUUCUCAAUUCAUUGAUGUCAAAAGAAAGGAUUUUGGAAUCAUGUUUACACAUCACAUUGUAACAGUCACCCUGAUUACCUUCUCAUAUGUAACCAAUUUGACACGAGUGGGAACCUUGAUCUUAUGUCUCCAUGAUGCGGCUGAUAUUGUCCUAGAGGCUGCCAAAAUGGCAAACUAUUGCAAGUGUCAAAAACUGAGUGACCUUCUGUUCCUUACAUUUGCCGUUGUCUUCAUUGUCAGUAGGCUGGGCAUAUAUCCCUUAUGGAUAUUAAAUACAACAUUGUUUGAACUGUAUGAAGCUCUGGGCAAUUUUCCUGCCUUAUGGGUCUUCAAUGUGCUGCUUAUGGUUCUUCAAAUUCUGCACUGUUUUUGGUCUUACCUAAUCAUAAAGGCAGCCUACAAAGCUAUUUCAAAGGGCAAGACUGGGAAGUGGAACCCCUUGCACGUAGCAAAGGAUGCUCGAAGUGAUGUUGAGUCAAGCUCAGAUGAGGAAGAAACAGUACCUCGCUCAAAGGCCCCACACAGCACUGUCACCACGAAUGGGACCAGCGGUGCCAAUGGGACAAAUGGGUAUCUUACUGCUGCCACUUCCUCAGAGGAGCAUUAA